This is a messenger RNA of Tuber aestivum (summer truffle), 5834 nucleotides long. Lineage: Eukaryota; Fungi; Ascomycota; Pezizomycetes; Pezizales; Tuberaceae. The record is from the annotation of a GenBank genome assembly.
AUGUCGGAGACCAGCGGCCGCAACCCACAUCCUUACUCCCCCGCUGCCCAUAUUCCUCAACGCCCGCUUCCUGAUGGGAAUGGUGUGCAUCCGGCCUCCCACGAAUCUAUUGCUGCUUCCUACAAUCACCCCAACGAUCCAUCCCUCUCUCAGGCCCAUGGAUCGAUGGGUGGAGGGGUUAUUGGCGGCCACAACCCUGGUGAGCAGCAUUAUCACUAUUCGGAUGCCCCCUCCUCGACUCCUAGAACCGCUUAUCCGAAUGGUUCGCUUGCCCAGAAAUGGCCGCCAUAUUUCCAGGCGCAGUACUCAAGUCCUACAGGCGAUCAUGACCAACCGCGUCAUCUUCACGACGUCUCCCCUCUAAAUGCUCAAUUUCCUCCUCAACAGGCGCAGCACGCUCUGGAAUCACCGCGGCCCAUUGUCUCAAGACAGCACUCCACCUCUUCCCACGAUCCAAGCUUCGCCCAUCCCCACCAUAUGACGCAUCCACCCCCCUAUAGUAUGACACCUCCCUCCUAUACUCGUCCGCCACAUAAUCCUGUCGAGCCGAAUGCCGCCGCGCCAUCUCCACCGAAUCAGUAUCCGAGUUCCCCGCGAACUCCCCAAGUAAGUCAAUUACCCGCGACCAAUGGCUUACCAGCCCCUUUGGGCACAAGAAACCCUUCGUCCGCCAGGGUGGUUCCGUCGAUGCCCGCCCCUGUCAUGAACGGGCACCGCCAACAUCAUGAGCCACCGCUGAAUGAUCUCCGAAGGGAGUACCAUCAGCCCCAACAUUCCGGCAAUAUUCACCUUUCAUCUGACCGGGUAAUGUUUGCGGAGCCGGAUCACCACGAUUCAUCGGCUCGAUAUUCUCCGCUCGGCUCUUCCGUUGCCGCUAGAAGGCCUUCCGGUCUGGAUAUACGGCCUGAUUCGAGGGAUCGGGUAGCUAAUCCAUAUGGACCACUGACCCCGGUAAAUUCACAGAACCCCUUUUAUUCUUCGAGUUCACCGCUAUCUCCUGCGUCAAAGGUUGCGCCGGUGAGGGGUGAUGGUGGCGGUGUUGGCGCUGGUGGCCAUUUCCCACGCUAUCAGUUUCCACCCGGAGGCGACGGCUAUCGUUAUCCGGACAGCCAUAACUCCGGGAGGCACCAUUCGGAGGACCAUGGCUACCCUAUCACCCCAAGCCAGUUGGGGGCUCAGAAGUGCGGACUGCCAAUGGAGCCUCGAAGACAAUCCCCUCGUAGGAAUUCAAAUAUGUUGAAUGGUCAUUCACAUGGCCGAUUGAAUGGCCGUGAUUCGGUUACUGAUGAUACGGACGAUGAGGAGAUAAAGAUGGAAGCCAUGUCGCGAACGCCGAGUAUCGGCCCAACGGCUGCUCGGAAUGUUAUUCAGCGGGUGCGGAGGGAUAGCAUGGAUUCGGUUGGCAGCACGGAGAGCGCAAAGGAUGGAGGUAAGAAGAGGGGGGGUGCGGUUUUUACUGACAGCAACGGGAGGCAGCAUUACGAGGAGGAUGUAUUGCCGCUCGGGGUGGAAGGCGAGAUACCUCCGGGCUGGCAGAUGGGGACUGGAAAGAAGUGCCUGAGGAAGCUCUUGCCGGUCAUGAAGGAUGGGCUGCCUGUGUUCCCAGAAUGGGGACUCACUUCCGCUGGUAAGGCUAGGCAAAGGCUACCAAAGGCCUGCGCCAGCUGCAGGACAAAGAAGAUCAAGUGUGUGUAAGUUGUCAAUGUUUGCUAGAAUUCUGCGAGGAAGUUGCCUCUGACCUUGCCCUGGCUCUUCACUGACUGUUAUCUUUGGUAUCCUACAGUGAGAGUGAGCAGGACGAGACCAAGUGCCAGCACUGUGUGAAAAUGAAGAUCCCUUGCAGCCAAGACCAGUGAGUCCCUUGUAUUUCCGUUUUGAUCACCCUUCUCUUCGGGUUCAGUUAUUUGCUAAGGCAAUCAGAAGGGAGGAGGAACCAAGCCGGAAAAUUUCCAAGAAACUCUCUGGAGGAAAGAAGAAGAAGAAGGAAUCGGACCACGACAACAUCCCAGGAAGCUCUGCCUCGCCAGGAAUUAUUCCCCCAAAUGGUGUUGGGAGUGGUCCGAUGGCCUCUAGGAAGCGUAAGCCAUCGGAGGAUAGCCGAGGAGGUAGCAUUGUCCCCAAACGGGGGAAACCGUCGAGAGGAGGCUCGUUUCCUACUGAGCCACUAGGCCUUAAAACCUCCGGGUUGGAUCGUUUCGCGGAAAAUCCGGUGAUGCACCCAAGACACUCGCAGCCUCGACCGCAGACAACUCCGGUGCAGGGGGAACAGAAGCUGAUGUUUGCAACACCGGAUGCAGGUGUUGUUCCAUCGAAUGAUAUCGAGGAUGAUAGUAUUCCGCCUGAAAUGUCGCGACGACAUCAUGCCAAACAACUGUUGGAACAAUAUUCCGCGUAUGGCUCCCUGGGGGGGCGCGUUGGUGUUGGAACAGAAACUCCUCCCCACUCAUACGCCUCCGCUUCUCCCUCCACGUCGGUAUCAAACGCUGGACCCGAGACUGCCCCCUAUGGCACGGGUGUUGGUACUUAUGGGAACAAUAUGAAGGGAAUGAGCUCGACGCCAACGAUAGCGGAUACGCCACCCCUAUCAUCCAUACCACGAUCAAUGAGUGAGGAUCCGAGGCACAGUUUACUUCCUAACCGUGAGGUUAUGGACCACCUAGUUAAGAUCUAUUUCACAUAUGUGUAUUCUCAAACAUACGCGUUCCUGCAUAGGAAGACAUUUGAAGAAAACAUGGAUAAGCAUCUCCCUGUUCUGCUCUUUUCAUUGUGCGCUGUCUCGGCAAGAUUCUCGCCGUUAUACUCAAAGGAUGAGGAAACCUAUGCGGACCUGGCAAGGCGAGAGAUCUUGAAAAAUUAUGACAAUAACCACAUUGAGGUUGUUCAAAGUAUGAUCCAUAUGGGGUUGCACGAUUUCGGGACCAAUAACGGGCAUAAAGCUUGGAUGUUUGCUGGUAUGGCGGUUAGGAUGGGCGCUGCUCUGAACUUGAAUCUGGAGAAUGGGAAAGCGAAGGGUGCUCAAACAACUAUAGCUAGGGAGGUAGCCCGGAGGACCUAUUGGUCCUAUUAUUUGAUGGAUGUUAGUUGUCUUGGCCCCCCCGGGCUUGCUCCUCUAUCAUACUGAUAAGCGUGAAAUAUAGCGAUUGAAUAGCUAUGGAGUAGCCCGGCCUUUCCUCACCCAGGAUCACGACUGCCACGUUCAGCUUCCCUGCAACCAACCGUCAUUCAAUGAGGGUAAGUCUGUUAUCACUGAACAUCUCCUCGGACCGAACCCCAUUCACCCCGGAUCCGGAACCGCUUAUAUGGGAGCGAUGGCAUUUCUUGUCCGAGCUGUUGGAAUAUGGGGCAAUAUCCUGAAACAGAUCCAUAUGUCCGCAUUUGGGCUCAAUCGGGACAGGGAUGCCGAAUUCCGGCAGCUGAUUGAGAGUUUGGAGACCUGGAGGAAAAAAUUACCAACUGGCCUUCAGUAUUCGAAUGAGAAUCUAGCUGGGCAGAUUGAGGUGGGCACUGCCGGAGCCUUUGUCAUGAUGCACGUCAUGUGGCACACUGCCAUGGCAUAUGUGCAUAGGUAUGUCCGGUCGAUGGGAGAUGUUGCAGAUCAAGCCGGUGAGGUCGGCCCGGACAAUCAGGUUAUACAGAGCAUCCGAAAGACGUUUGUUCACGCAGAUGCUGUGUUACUUAUCAUGUCGCAUGUCCACGAACGGAAGCUGGAGACGCAAUUGAAGGAUCGAAGUCUGGUUGUCAAUGCCCCUUUCUUGGGGCAAGCCAUAUCGGAUGCCUGCGAGAUCUCUAUGAUAAGAGCAAGGGAACUAAAGGGGGAACAUGGUGGGGCUGGGGCCCAAAAGCAGAGGGUAUUCACUGGGCUGGGUUGGUUGAAGGAAUUGAGGAGAUACUGGAAGCCGAUGGAGGGAAUUUACAAGAAGUUGCGGAAGUCUUGCAAGGUGUUGGAGGGAAAACUGUCUCAGCCGCCGUCAAACCGCUUAAGGAGUGACAUGAUUCCAUCCCCAGACUCAGGCACCGGGAGCCAGGAACUGAACAAUAUCUCGUCGUUUCCAAUGUUCCACUUCCCAGUUGACGCGGGAAUGUACGACCUGCAGCCUCACUCGGAUGCCAUCAACCAACCUUUGCAACCCAUUACCAGCCAACAAGCUUUACCCUUCCCUAGCUAUACUGUUCCUGAGCAUUAUUAUGAAGCCGCAUUCGCAGAUCAUAGUAUGAGCCUAUAUAAUAUCGCUCAGGAGGAAGGCGCUUUUCCUAAUUUAUAUCUCCCUCACACCGGUGUGGAUAUGGGGGCUAGUGUGGAUUCGAUGCCGACUACUCUUGCACCAUCCGGCGGCUAUGGCAUGGGCCUGACUGACCGCGGAAUGCUUGGUUCGUCUUCUGUGCCAUUGGUAGGUUUACAGGGGGGAUACGAGCACAUGGAUGUUGAGCCGGAUGCGGCUGUUGAAGACCACGACCGCGACCACGAGCUCGACAAUAGUGAGCCUGAGGACGAUGAUGAAGAUACCGAAGCCGAGGAAGAUGGAAAAGCGCGGGACACUGGGUCACCAGCAUCCAGUAAGAGAAAAGGUGCCCAGCCCCCGAGUAUUUCGACCCUGUAUUUUCAUCCCACAGCUGUACAGUGUGGACAAUUGUCGGAUGCCUCGGGUUCUGAGGGUUCUGAGGGUUCCGGUCCUGGAAGCCGCCGGCCUAGCGAGGUGGCACCAGUGAAGCCCGAAACCAAUCGCAUGGAUUUAUUACAUCUCCUAGGGGCUUCAGAUGAUGUGACCCAAGUGGUCAGUAGGGCGGUAGCAAAACAGACUGGCGCAGAUCUUGGCACAGGAAGGGCAGGAAUAAUCGUGCCAGAUGAUGGUACACUGACGGGGGAAAUUAAUGUGGAUAAUAGUAACGAGGGUCGCGGUUAAUUUAGGACAAUCAAUAGUUUUGGAGAAACAGGUUGGAGCUCCGGAGUUUUGAGUUUUUGUUUCAUCUCUUAUUUUUGUUUCGUCCCCCAUCCGGUAGGUGCGGGAUAAUUUAUCCAGCGUGGCGAUUUGGUGUGUUUCCUUUUUUAUUUUUAUUUUAAACUUCAUUUACUUUUUUAUUUCUGAAUGGCUAGCGUAUUGCAGGUCUUCUCUUCUCUCUUCAUACCAGGGGUUUGUCUGUUUUGUACUUUCGUCGCAAAAUCUCACGGUUGGGCAUGGUUAUCCGUAGUCGACGUUUCUGUCUUGGAGGGUCUUGCACUGGUACUGUUCAACCCUUUAUGGGUUUUGCAAAGGCCUUAUAGUUUCUUCCCAGGGAGGGGUUUAUUUAUUUUGCCCAUCCCCCCCCUGCCGACCCCUCCCACCUUGUCGAUAGAUACCAUUUUUCUUCCAUUAUUUCACGCUUAAUUGGGGUCUUGUUUGGAGUCGGUGGGGAAGGGGGAUACCCGGCAAAGGGGUGGAUGGGUGGAUGGGUGGAUGGGAGGGUGGGCGAGCGCGUGGAAGGGAUAGGGAUCAUAAAGAGCAUAUUUUCCAUUCUUGUGUGUCUUUUUAUCUGUUUUUUGUAUAUCUUUUUUUCUUUCCUUUCCUCCCGAUUUUCAUCUCCAUUUGUUCCACAUAUCUUGUUUGAUUUGUUUCGACCGGUUGGUCGAUUGAUUGAGCGAUUGGUUGGUUGAUUGAUUCAUAAAAAAAAAGUCCCGCGUCUUGCGGUAUAGGGUGGUUUAAAGGCUGAUUCUGAUUCCUUUUUUUUUUUCCUUCGUUAUUCAUGAGCAUGACAUGAUAAGUUACUUGUAGGAUACUACAGCUGUGUGGAUGAAUACAGAGUACGGUACAGUGCUAGCAGGAACUAUCUGUAUAAUAUAAUAUAAUAUUAUAUGCUGU